Messenger RNA from Hibiscus syriacus, 1159 nucleotides. Its product is annotated as E3 ubiquitin-protein ligase RNF185-like. Gene Ontology annotation, molecular function: ubiquitin-like protein conjugating enzyme binding; ubiquitin protein ligase activity. Gene Ontology annotation, cellular component: endoplasmic reticulum. Lineage: Eukaryota; Viridiplantae; Streptophyta; Magnoliopsida; Malvales; Malvaceae. The transcript has 2 exons. The coding region runs from base 121 to 801 and encodes 226 amino acids. Gene Ontology annotation, biological process: ubiquitin-dependent protein catabolic process. The record is from RefSeq and is a predicted model, not a curated record.
AUAAACAACACGGAAAUUUUCGAGUACCAUCGAAUCUUCCCGAAAGUAAUUAACACCAAUUUAAGAAACUUGGCCCUUGACUCUAUCAAUCAAUUCUUUGGAUUCUCAGGUAUAUAAGCAAUGGUGAGGGGUCUUGGGGAAUCAACAAGCAUGCCUCCCCCAAGUCAAUCUUGCUCUAGUAGUAGUAAUGCUAAUGAUGCUGGUGAUUUCGAAUGCAAUAUCUUCUUUGAAUUGGCUCAAGAUCCAAUCGUCACACUUUGUGGUCAUCUAUUCUGCUGGCCAUGUCUAUACUGGUGGUUGCACCAUCACUCUAAUUGUCAAGAAUGCCUGGUUUGCAAGGCCCUCGUACAAGAGGAAAAACUUGUUCCCCUUUAUGGCAGAGGCAAAAACCAGACUGAUCUGCGCUCUAAAUCGUAUCCGGGUAUGAAAAUCCCUAACCGGCCAGCAGGACAAAGACCAGCAACUGCUCCUCCUCCACCCCGGGAAACAAACCAGUUUGUGAAUUACGGGAUUGGACUAAUGGGCGGUUUUGUUCCAAUGGCAACUGCAAGAAUCAGCAACUUCAUAAUGGGUUUUGGAGACUUAUUGCCAUCCUUGUUCAAUAUUCGGUUUCAUGGAUAUCCAGAUCCUGCUGUGUAUAGAACACCUUCAGGAUUUCCUUGUGGAUUCCAUACGUUUCAUAGUGGUCAUGCUCAUGGGUUUCCCCCACCGACGACUCGGUGGCAGCAGGCAGAUAAUGUAUUGAAGAAUAUUCUUUUGUUGAUUGGUUUCUUUGUCGUGUUUGCUCUGCUUUAUUGGUGAAAAUAGUUUCAAGCCUUCGGCCAGUGGUGGUUAUUUAGUGUCUGUAAAUACACCAACAGUACUGUAGAUUACAUUUUUGGCUUCAAGAACAACUCACACCAGUGUCAAAUCAUAUUUUUCAAAAAAAAAAAAAUAGUUUAAGUUUUCGGCCAGUGAUGAUCGUAUGUUCGGCUGUACCAUUGCCCUCUCAACUAGCAGUGGAGACUGGAGCUUGAAAAUCUUGUUCUUGUUCUUCAUCUUCAGGAGGAUGUUCCGGUUGGAAUACUAACGUGUUUCCAGUAUCUUGUCCGGUAACAGUGGAAAACUGUUUUGAUGUUGGUACUCUUCAAGGUUUACAAUGCGUUUGCAAUUACCAUAU